Messenger RNA from Chinchilla lanigera (long-tailed chinchilla), 5008 nucleotides. RefSeq names its product glycine-N-acyltransferase-like 3 (gene Glyatl3). The record is from RefSeq and is a predicted model, not a curated record. Gene Ontology annotation, molecular function: glycine N-acyltransferase activity. NCBI's taxonomy places the organism in Eukaryota, Metazoa, Chordata, Mammalia, Rodentia, Chinchillidae. The transcript is spliced from 6 exons. Gene Ontology annotation, cellular component: mitochondrion. Bases 3079 to 3945 code for a protein of 288 amino acids.
AAAUAUACAACUUUAAACUUUUUGAAACAAGAUUUUAAAAGAACAAGUCAAAAACAGCAGAAAAUACAUAUAUAAAGCAAUAAAGAGUUCUAAGAUAUCACCAACAGUUUAAAUACCUGGUAAGAAAAUACAUAAAUAAUAGGUAUUUGAAAGGUGUUCGACCUUAUAAUCAUUUAAAUGCAGUAAAACAAUAAAAUGUUUUUACUUAUCAGAUUGGCAAAGAUUUUUUUUUGAAAGCUCGAGAGAAGAUCACUGAACUGAGAAAAUGGGCACCCAUUAAAUCUGAAGGAACAUAAUUUGGUACAACUUUUUUGAGAGGCUGUAUAGAUAUGUUGUAGACCUUAGGAUAAUGCCGGUCAUUUACACUUUUUUUUAUCUGAGUCCUUCCAUUGUCCUCUCAGUUGGUCUAUCUUUAACAAAUAGACUUUGUUUAAUAUGAGACACCUGCACUGAAAGCUAAAAUUAAGGGAUUUACUUUCUUUUAUUUGGUCAGAUAGAAUUUCUUGGCAUUCUAUGUUUACCAAAAACAUGCAGUUGCACCUGUCAAAAUUAGUGUUUGAAUUGUUCAUGGCUUACCAUCUAAGCACCUCUAAAUCCUCUCAUGUUUCAUCAUUGUCAAGAAAUAUUCAGCUCUGAGAAAAGGAAGGAAAGCAAAAGCAGCGAGAAACUCGUAUUUCUCUGUUGUGUUUAGCGUCUCUAAAACGACUAUGCCAUUUUUUGUGUUCUAUUUUUAUCUUAAGAGUUACUGCUAUUGAAUGUAUUUCUUCCCUACUAAACCCCCAUAGAACCACGCUUUGUGGGCUUAGGUGUUUGGUGUCCUCAUUAAAGUGGCCUCUGCUUGUUACAGGGCUGUGGAUUUGCUGUACCAAAGACAGCAAAGAUUGAUCACAGUGUUAAACUUAGACAGAGAAAGGUGAAGGAAGACAUUUUCUAAACUCAAUAAAAGCAUUAUAGAAUACAGUUUUAAACAGCUACUCAUUUUUAUACUAAUAGAAACAAAUGUAUCUUAGCCUAGUGCACCCCAUUGCCACUCCUUAGGAAGUUGUUAAAAUUAAUGCACGUUUUCAAAUGGGGCAAGAGGGCUACAUGAUAAUAAUAACAAAGAUAAAAAUGGCUGGCAUUGAUUGUGUGCUGGCUUUAUGUCAGGCACUGUUGUAAGCCCGUUACGUGCAUACAUGUAUUUAUACCAAUGUUUAGUCUUAACAACAACCCAUGGGGACUAGACCUUAUAAUAAUCCUUAUCUCACAUCCAGCAGCUGAAAAAACUGAGGCACAGUUUCUUACCUGUCUUAACACCACUCAAAUAGUGAUAGAACUAGGAAGUGAAAAAAAUAAACACUUUGACUUAGAAAUUUUCUGUUAAGCUAUGGAUAGAAGAGGCUAUUGAAUUUAAUGAGCAAAUCCUGUUACAACAAAGUGCAAAUGCAUGUAUUUUUCUGCGUAUAAAGAUACCACAUUAUGGAUUUGUUCGCUUGAAUUUACCAAAGAAAAUCCCUUUACAUUUAUCCAACAUUGACAACCGUGUUACCACCCCUCCCUUUUUGUUUCCUUUUAAUUUCAGAGUCAUAAAUUCAUUUUUGCCCGGGAGAUACAUCUCAAAUUUAACUACUUUCAACCAAUGCAGUUUUCCUGAGAAAGUAUGUUUUGCCUUUUUGAUUAUUUUCCCUCAGGCAAAAAGCAACCCUUUCAAUUAGUUCUGAUGCUUUAUAGAAAAUAAAGAACUUUGAAAAAGGGUAGAAGUUUUUUUUGUAUGCACUUGGAAACAAGGUGUGAUCUAAAUUUGGAGAGAUCUUAAUCUUUCUCACUCCAUAAAUAACUUGAACGCUGAUUUUUGUUGAAUUUUCACAAAGAUACUGUACUUAUCCUCUAAAAGAGCUUCUGUUCACUUUCUAAAGUCUUUUUCUCAAUUUAUAUAUAUUUUUUAUUUAAAAGAGAAAACAAUAAAAGUGAUACAGAAUUUCAAAACAAGAUGAUAGGAAAUUAGCAAUGGUUAUUACAUUGCAUAUUAUUAUCUUUAAAGUAGUUGCUCAGAUUAGAUCCAUAGAGCUGCAGAUAAGUAUAUGUUGCCCUUUGUAACAUCUUUUUAAAAAAUGUAUCAGGAUGUGUAUCAGGAUGAAAAAAAGUGUAUCAGGAUGAAAAACUUUUGACACAUAGUAGUUGACAUCUAAAAUAAUUUUUCCAGUCACUUUUUUUAACCUUCAACUGCCUGUUGUAUUACUUAGCCCUGUGUUUUCUACUAAAGGAAGUCCUCACUUACCAUUUUAUAAAACAAAGAUGGUAAACAGCAUCCUCCCAUGAGGUCACAUUCAAAAUGAAGCACUCUGUAUAUGCCGUUAAGACAUUUGUAGGGCUUAAUACUGCAAGACUCAGGUGUUGUGCUGUGUGCCAGGACACCCACAUAAAUACAUGGUGAAACUGCAGCCAUUUCAUGGAAGAUAACUGAAUAAUUUUUCAAAAGAAUUGGGUAAAGGAAUUAAUAUUCUCAAAAUUACUCUCAAUUCCAUAAACAUGCUCCUUAGAGCCUUUUCAGCCUUGGAAGUUUAGGGUAGCAAAAUCAAUUUUCUUCAGAAUAUGUAAAAAAUAUGUAAGAGAUCAGUAGUUCAACAGCAUUUUCUUAUUGUAUCCUGUUUGCCUGCGUCCCAUUCCUUUUGUAUCCCCUUGCAUGAUACCCUGAUGAAUAUAGGUUUUAUGUCUAAAAGAUGACCAUCUCCACAUCAAAAUUACUAUUCACUAGAUUUUACACCAUAAGACUAAAUAGUAUAGAAAGGAAAAGGUGAAAUGAAAAAAAUCUAUGCUGUAUUUCAGAUGACUUUCAGAAAUCAUAGACUCCACCCCUUUUGUAGGUGUGGACACUGUUUUUCUCUCUCCUCUUUGCACAGCAGAUUAAUUAGGGAAGUACCUAGAAGUAUAAAUUUACUAUUUACACAGAAGGAGCUACUACACUGAUAAACAGCUAGAAGAUCUCAGUUUCCAGCCGAACUCAACAACAGGGUUUGGGGUAGGAUCAUUCUUGCAAUCCUGCUGCCUCAGCCUAUUCAAGUUUCUAAUUAAGGGUCGAACCGCAUACCUCUGGAGAAGAUGUUGGUGCUGAACUGUUCUUCCAAAUUACUGGCACUGGAGAAAAUAUUGAAGAAUCACUUUCCUGAAUCACUGAAGGUUUAUGGAGCAGUGAUGAACAUAAAUCGUGGGAAUCCCUUCCAGAAGGAAGUCGUAUUGGAUUCAUGGCCAGACUUCAAAGCUGUCAUCACCCGGCGACAGAGAGAGGCUGAGACAGAUAACCUGGACCAUUACACUAACGCCUAUGCUGUGUUCUACAAGGACGUCAGGGCUUACCAACAGCUGCUGGAAGAACAAGAUGUUAUUAACUGGGACCAAGUUUUUCAAAUACAAGGGCUACAGAGUGAGUUAUAUGAUGUUUCCAAAGCUGUUGCCAGUUCAAAGCAGUUGGAUAUAAAGCUAACUUCCUUCAGGGCUGUGCAUUUUUCUCCUGUUUCAUCUCUGCCAGACACCAGUUUGCUAACGAUGUCUCCCCCACGCUUAACCCACCUGAGUGUUGAUGAUGCUGAUCUACUCAACCGGACUUGGUCACGGGGUGGCAACGAACAGUGUCUCCGGUACAUUGCCAACCUCAUCUCUUGCUUUCCCAGUGUGUGUGUCCGCGAUGAAAAGGGAAACCCAGUAUCCUGGGGUAUCACAGACCAGUUUGCCACCAUGUGCCAUGGCUACACCCUACCUGGUCAUCGCAGGAAAGGUUAUAGCCGGCUAGUGACCCUCACACUGGCCAGGAAGUUGCAAAGCCGGGGGUUCCCCUCUCAGGGGAAUGUCCUGGAUGACAACGAGGCGUCUAUCAGCCUCUUGAAGAGUGUCCACGCUGAGUUCUUGCCUUGUCGUUUUUAUAGGUUGAUUCUUACCCCCAGGGCUUUCUCUCGGCUGGCUCGUCUUUAGCCCAGCAAAACUCUAGGGACUUUCUUACUUUCCCUAAACUUGGCUGUCAAGGAGGGGAUAAUUAAACCUGGAAUCAGGAGGCUCUGAGUUGUUGAAAGGGGCCUGGAGAAGACAUGCAGCAGCAUCCUGAGAAACAUCAACUAAUCCCACUUUCGUUUUCUACCAUACAUAACUGCAGGGGUUGGAGUAUCUGUGGUUGAGAACAGAGGAUGUUUGUCCUCUUUCAGGGUGCACCAUAGAGGAGAAAUUUCUUAAGCCAGCAACUCUUAGCAUAGUGGCAGGAAUGAUUGCACGAGAGUAAGUGAUUUAACACAGGAGUUACUGCUUUACUGCUUAGGCUUCUGCUCUGUAUUUUCACUCCCAUACCAGCUCUCUUGCUGCCAUAGAAUUUGCCUGUCCCUUGCCAUGUGUCACCAACCUCUAGUCCUACCACCUCUGACCUAAGUUCACUGUAGACUGUCCUCAGUUUUCUCCUUGAAUUACUUUCUCCCCUUCUGCUUAAGACACUAGCCUACUCACCCCUGGAAAUGUUCAAAUGCUGCAUGUCCUCGUAUUUUAGUGUUUACCAGAAUCUCUUGGGAGGCAGGUGGCAACACAGUUCCUGCUUCAGCUAAGUACAGGGUAAGGCCUGAGAAUUUGGCUUUCCAACAGGUUUCCACUUAUCUGUUGCUUUAGGUAGAUGAAGAUACAGGCAUCUUAAUGCCUUAAAUAUAUAUAUCCUAUAAAUAGGAUUAAUCCCAUAGCCUAUUCCUGUCCCCUUGUUUAUAAUCUGCUUUUUCAUAAGAAACUAAGAUUCGUAUACAGGAGUAUACACAGGGAUACAAAUGCAAUAUAAACAUACCUACAUGUUUUGUCUGUAUGCAUAUGUGUAUCCCCCUUGAAAUUUGAUAAUGAACUUUAGCCCUCUUAUUACAUGGGAAGAAUUUGGGGUCUAGGUAAAAUAAAUGGCUUUUUCAUGAUUAUAUUUAUAUAAUUGAUGUUGGCGACAAAGCCAGAGAUCUGUGAUUUUGAUUGCAAUUUGUACUUUUCAUUAAAUCAUGCAUCCUCUGUAUAAAGAAAAUUG